This is a messenger RNA of Closterium sp. Naga37s-1, 2136 nucleotides long. The record is from the annotation of a GenBank genome assembly. Lineage: Eukaryota; Viridiplantae; Streptophyta; Zygnematophyceae; Desmidiales; Closteriaceae.
GAGGAGAUGAGCAAGUUCCUCAACACGCUCAAACCAGACACCGUCUUUCGAGCCAUUCACGGCGAGUCACACGCGCUGGCAGUGCGGCAGCGCGUGGCGUUCUCCGUGUCGCGUGCGCCCAGGCGCCUGGCCUCCGCCAUCUCCGCUGACAUCUUCCGCUUCGUGGGGCGGGUGAGGCUCUCAUGCACACACGCACUCACAUGCGCUCGCACUCACACGCACCCACUCUCACACGCACCCGAACUCACAUGCACACCCGCAGUGAGGCAUAGGGGUGGUGGUGACAUGGAGGGACAGGCCAUGGGGCGGGUGGGUGAGGGCGGGGUGGUGCUGCUGCCGCACGCACUGGUGGACACCCACGUGCGCACCGACGCCGCCACGCUCACACCCCCCGCUGCUGCUGCUACUGGGGACGGCGCAGGGGCGGGGGGGGGCUACGCGGUGUACGUGCUGAACCCGCGGGUGAUGCCGCGGCGCUACGCGUACUCGUAUGGCAGCCGGGGGGACACCGUGUGCCCUGGCACCACCUUCCAUGAUGAGCGCUACGUGUGGGUGGACCUGACGGCGGGGCCAGUGAGCUACGGGCCGGCGUGGGAGGGGCAGGGGGGCGUCACACCCGCCGCUUACCUGCGCGCGGAGCAGUACAGCAAGGAGCUGCUGCACGGGGCAUUCUUGGCGCACGUGGCAGUGCUGGUGGACAGUGCCGUGCGCCAUGUGUUUGUGCCGCCGCUGCUGCACGCGCCCGUGGUGUACGCGGUUACCACCGACAUCUGGCUCAUCGCCAUGCGCAGCGCUACCGGCGAUGGCAGGCAUGUGGGCGAUGAUGACAUGGGGCUCGACCUGAGCGCCAUCAAGGACCAGCUGCUAGCGCGCUCACCACCAGUGGUGCUGGCGGGGCAGCAGGUGCGGUUCAAGCAGGUGGACCUCUCCCUCGCCACCUGCUCCUUCUGCUCCACCGCUCUGCACCGCGCCAUGCGGUCGGGGCUGUACGAGGCCUCCACUGCCUCCUCAGGUGCCAGCUCAGCAGCAGGCAUGCCAGGUGGCAUGGAGGUGCGGCGCCACCUGGACUCGGAGGAUCUGCACCGCCACCUGUCAGAGUUCUGGCCUGAGAUCACUGAGCUGGCGGGGCUGCCACUGCCGGACUAUGCGGAGCGCAACGACCCCAACCCCCACGCGGGCCGCUUCUUCCCCGUCUUCCUCUUCGACCUCCACGACCCCACCCCGCUGCUGCUCGACGGCCGCCACCGGGCGCUGGCGUACGACGACAUGGUGCUGGCUGUGCGCACCACUGCCCCGCCCCUGCCCUCCCAUUACAUGUGCGAGGGCGAGGUGGUGGACGUGGACCCCAGCAACGUCACUCGCCCCGUGCUCUCCGCCAUCCUGCAGACCGCCUGGGGUGUCGCCCCCACCCACGAGGCAUGGAGCGCCAUCCACAACGCUUCACAGCACGACUACCGGUGGAGCGGCGGCAUCACGCCCAUGGGCCCCUUCUCACGCCACCUCGCCCUCACCACCACGAUGCGAGACACAGCGCUGCGCAACGUGGUGCUCUCCACGCUCAACUCCACCAUCGCCAGCACCCUGCACCUCCUCUCCGCGCUGCAGAGGUACGGGUCGGAGGAGGCGGCACUGAAGCCGGGCGCAGUGAGGCAGCGCUUUGAGCAGCGGUGGGCGGUGCUGCGCCACAAGCUGCAGCGCGCCGCGGCCGCGCUGUCAGCGGUGGACAUGGGGCUGGCGGGGUACUACGCGCGGUCGGCGCGCCAUGACAUGGACGCUCUGUUUGAGCUCGCAGGGCAGUCCGCGCAGGACAUGCACACCACCUUCUCCUGCUUCCAGGUACGCCCAUCCCCUCCCCUCCCCUCUCCGCCCUCCCCCUUCUGCCCGCCAUGCCCUGUGUGCCCCUCGCCUCACCCCUCCCUGUGUGCCCCUCGCCUCACCCCUCCCUGUGUGCCCCUCGCCUCACCCCUCUACGUAUGCCCCUCGCGUCACCCCUCCCUACUGUGUGUCUCGCUGUGCUGCCAGGAGGCGCCAGUGGCGUGGUCGGUGUGGGGCGGGGGGGCAGUGCUGGCAUAUCUGGCAUUCCUGGUGGGGCGCAACCGCUGGCGAGUGUGGCGCGUCAAGCACAAACGCUUCUAG